AUGUCUACCGGCUCCGCAAACGAUGAACCAUUUGACAUAGUCUCCGUGGGCUUUGGUGCUUCGGCCCUGUCAAUCGCCAUUGCUAUGCGCGAUCGGGGUGUACAAUCGCGUGCCCUUUUCUUGGAACGGCAAUCUGAAUUCGGGUGGCAUACGGGCAUGUUGAUCCCGGGGACCAAGAUGCAGAUUUCCUUCUUGAAAGAUAUGGCAACGUUGAGGAACCCACGAUCCCACUUUACGUUCCUGAACUAUCUGCACACAAAGGGAAGACUAGUUCACUUCACAAAUCUCUCGACGCAUACUCCCUUCCGCGAGGAAUUCAACGAUUAUAUGAAAUGGUGCGCUUCGCAUUUCGAUGAUUGGGUGAGAUACGACCAGGAGGUUAUGAGCGUAACGCCGGUUGAAUCACGGCCCGGCUGGCCUAUCGAGUUAUUCAAGGUGGUGGUCGGCGACAGACAAACUGGCGAGGUGAGAGAGCUAUAUGCUAAGAACGUCGUGGUCGCUACCGGCGGCGAACCAGCAAUUCCUCAAUGUCUGUUAAAGGAUUGUCUCUACAACACUGUCGUCCAUUCGUCUGCCUACCUUAACACUGUCCCCCACCUGCUCAAGGAACAGGCCGCUGAAUAUCGCGUUGCGGUUAUUGGAGGAGGUCAAAGCGCGGCCGAAAUAUGCGAAGACCUCGCGUCGAGAUACCCAGCAUCCAAGAUCAAGCUGGUCACCAGAGGCACAUCUUUACGGCCCAGUGACGAUAGUCCCUUUGUUAAUGAGAUAUUUGACCCUGAGAGCGUCGAUAGUUUCUAUUCACUCUCUUCGUCCCGACGCCAGCAGCAGCUCAAAGAAAACAAGGCAACAAAUUACAGUGUCGUUCGGUUACCACUACUGGAAUCUCUCUACGAAAAGUUGUACCGCCAGAAGCUGCUGAACCCGGAUCCGUCUACAUGGCCACUCCGCUUGGUGACGAACAGGGAGCUGUGUGGCGCUAAGAAGGUUAUAUCCAACGGAAAAAACCAAGUUGAGCUCCAGUUUAGAAACACCGAAACAGGAGAGAAUGAGAUUUCCAGCGAAAAGUAUGACUUGGUGGUCCUUGCAACCGGAUACAGACGCAACCCGUUUAAUUCCAUCCUGAAGCCGUUGAACUCGGUUCUAGAAACUGGGCCUGCGGGAGAACAGUUCUGCGUGGAUCGGAACUACCAACUACGCUUCCUUCCCGGUAAAGUGAAACGGGACGCUGGAAUCUGGCUUCAAGGGUGUUGCGAAACUACCCAUGGAUUACUAGCUAAGCGACAGCCUUCUAUCUAUAUUGGCAGUUCGCGGCUCCGAGCUCCUCGAUUCCAUCCUUGCAAACCGUAG
Uncinocarpus reesii 1704 is the source of this 1347-nucleotide messenger RNA. RefSeq lists its product as uncharacterized. The record is from RefSeq and is a predicted model, not a curated record. The coding region runs from base 1 to 1347 and encodes 448 amino acids. The transcript has 3 exons. NCBI's taxonomy places the organism in Eukaryota, Fungi, Ascomycota, Eurotiomycetes, Onygenales, Onygenaceae. Gene Ontology annotation, biological process: intracellular iron ion homeostasis.